This is a messenger RNA of Elgaria multicarinata webbii, 1853 nucleotides long. RefSeq names its product developmentally regulated GTP binding protein 2 (gene DRG2). The record is from RefSeq and is a predicted model, not a curated record. Gene Ontology annotation, biological process: cytoplasmic translation. The transcript is spliced from 13 exons. Gene Ontology annotation, molecular function: GTP binding; GTPase activity. NCBI's taxonomy places the organism in Eukaryota, Metazoa, Chordata, Lepidosauria, Squamata, Anguidae. Bases 54 to 1148 code for a protein of 364 amino acids. Gene Ontology annotation, cellular component: cytoplasm.
GUCCCUGCCUGCCUGCCUGCCAGCUGCGCGUCUUCUCCGCCCAGCGCGCCACGAUGGGGAUCCUGGAGAAGAUCGCGGAGAUCGAGAAGGAGAUCGCCCGGACCCAGAAGAACAAAGCUACUGAGUACCACCUUGGCCUGCUGAAGGCGAAACUUGCAAAGUACAGGGCUCAGCUUCUAGAGCCUUCAAAAUCGGCUGCGGCCAAAGGCGAAGGCUUUGAUGUGAUGAAAUCUGGAGAUGCCCGGGUGGCAUUAAUUGGUUUCCCCUCUGUGGGUAAGUCCACUUUCCUCAGUUUAAUGACUUCCACGGCCAGCGAGGCGGCUUCGUAUGAAUUCACCACGUUAACGUGUAUCCCUGGAGUCAUUGAGUACAAAGGAGCCAACAUCCAACUUCUCGAUCUGCCUGGGAUUAUUGAAGGAGCCGCUCAAGGGAAAGGCCGAGGGCGCCAGGUGAUCGCUGUGGCCCGGACUUCAGAUGUCGUCAUCAUGAUGCUGGAUGCCACAAAGGGGGAAGUGCAGAGGGCUCUGUUAGAAAAGGAACUGGAAUCAGUGGGCAUCCGGCUGAACAAAUACAAGCCCAACAUCUACUUCAAGCCCAAGAAGGGAGGAGGCAUCUCCUUCAACUCCACCGUGAUGCUGACCCAGUGCUCCGAGAAGCUGGUGCAGCUCAUCCUCCACGAAUACAAAAUCUUCAAUGCAGAGGUUCUCUUCCGAGAAGACUGCACACCUGAUGAGUUCAUUGACGUGAUUGUCGGCAACCGCGUCUACAUGCCCUGCCUUUAUGUUUAUAACAAAGUCGAUCAGAUCUCCAUGGAGGAGGUCGAUCGCCUGGCUCGGAAGCCCCACAGCGUUGUGAUCAGCUGCGGCAUGAAGUUGAACCUGGACUACCUGCUGGAGAUGCUGUGGGAAUACCUGGCCCUUACCUGUAUCUUCACUAAGAAAAGAGGCCAGAGACCAGAUUUCUCGGAUGCCAUCAUUCUGCGGAAAGGGGCCUCUGUGGAGCAUGUGUGCCAUCGGAUUCACCGGACGUUAGCCAGCCAAUUCAAGUACGCCUUGGUUUGGGGAACCAGCACCAAAUACAGCCCCCAGCGGGUAGGACUCAACCACUUGAUGGAGCACGAAGACGUCAUCCAAGUAGUCAAGAAAUAAGGCCGCCGAGCCGGCGAUCGCUCGUGCCUCGUCCUGUCCCACUCCAGCGCGACUUGAGUAUUAAAAAAGGGUGUGGGGGACUCCGGACAUGCUUGCAAGUCAGGGACGUGGACAAGAAGAGGUCCUUGUUUUACACGGCAGCGUGGUUUGAGUGGCACUUUUUCAGUAGCACGGCCCUGGGUGCCUUUGGGAGGCUUUGGUGUGCGGGGAGACGGCUUGUGACUUAACGGCUACCAAGUCCCAGCUACCCAGAAAAGUGGCCCUGGGAUGCGUGAGUCGAUGUCCGUGGAGGCCGGCCGUCCCAUCCUUCCUUCUUUCUUUCCCCCUUCCGUGUGGGUCGUACUGCGACUGGAACAAACAGCCCAUCUUUUUCCCCAAUUCAAAAAUCAGUACUCCAAUCUCGGCACAGACCGGACACUGUCAAAAGCAAACACACACACACACACACACCCCGCGGAAAGCAAGGGCUCGUUAACGCGUGGAUCCGCCCGUCACGUCUGCAGAGUGACCCAUGGAGCUUCACUUCCGUGGGGGCCACGGAAGCCAGGCCGUGCCUCUUCCUCCCGGAUUGCCUGUUUGGCAAGGCACCAACGCAGCAAGCGCCGCUCGGAUGCUGCACGUCUACCGGACGUGCUUUUGCUCUUUCUGUCUCCAGACCCACCGAAAGCCACGUGCCCUUUGAUUGAAAUAAAAGAAUGGAUCCUA